GGCAAGGUCAUUGGAAUCAGAGCCAGCACAUCAGGAACAGGCAACACAGUAGCAAUAACACACCCUCGGCAUUCACGAAAACAGUUCAAUUUUGAGCAUUGCAAAUUUCUAGUUUAGUCCAUUUCAAUAUCUCAUCUACAAUGGCUUCUGAAGACUUCGUGGCUCCUCUCGAGAGCUUCCCCACCCUGCAGCCAGCCUUUGUCAUCAAGGUUAGCAUUGCCGGUCAGUUCCCUUGUGGAGACAUCUACACUGGUUCUUCCCUCGUUGGUGUUCCUCUUGGCCAGGGCACCUUGAAGUCUGUCGCGGGCUUCGAACCCAAGCUGGACAUGACUCUCAGCCAUGGCCACGACUGGUUCCGUAUUGAUGCAGACAAGACCCACGCCCGCCUUAGUGUUUCUUGCAUCAUUUCAGACAAGGAGAACCGGUCCAUCCGCCUCGAGGCCAAUGGCGUCUCCCAACUGACCCCGGCCAUUCUUGGGCUGAUCACCGGCUCCCCCGAUGCAAAGACUCCUCCUUUUGGAGAUGGAAUUGAGCAAAUGACAAUCACAUCAGGCCAUGAGGCCUACAAGCCCCUGGAGGGCAUGAUGUUUGCUUGCAGCCAGCGCUUUGCCAUUAGCGAGACCGGUGAACCCCUUGCUGAGAUUCGUGUUUCUCGUAUCCUCUGCGGUACCGGUGAUGUGUAAAUUUCAAAGAGGAGUCUCACGAGUGGAUGAUAUGCGGGGGCUUCUACUAUGAUAAAGUAAUGAGAGAUGAAUAAACCUGGUAGAUUGACUACUAGCAAUUGCACCCUUGCUUUUCUCAACAGACAGUACGUCAACGUGAUAGAGUGAUAGAAAGAUCAAUUGUGGUACAUUAUGUAGUUCACUAGAAAAUCAAAGCUGUUGGUCC
Molecule: messenger RNA, 888 nt
Organism: Trichoderma harzianum CBS 226.95
Lineage: Eukaryota; Fungi; Ascomycota; Sordariomycetes; Hypocreales; Hypocreaceae
Exons: 4
Coding region: 141-683 (180 amino acids)
Source: RefSeq, a predicted model, not a curated record